Stegostoma tigrinum is the source of this 1143-nucleotide messenger RNA. Its product is annotated as homeobox protein DBX2-like. Lineage: Eukaryota; Metazoa; Chordata; Chondrichthyes; Orectolobiformes; Stegostomatidae. Gene Ontology annotation, molecular function: DNA binding; DNA-binding transcription factor activity, RNA polymerase II-specific. Gene Ontology annotation, biological process: regulation of transcription by RNA polymerase II. The transcript has 4 exons. The record is from RefSeq and is a predicted model, not a curated record. Bases 46 to 975 code for a protein of 309 amino acids.
GGCAGUCUGUUCACACUGGUUGUCCUGUGUUAGUUCACCCCCAUCAUGUUCCCCAGUCUGAUCCCAACACCGUCAGUGGAAGAAUCGGCCUCAUCCACUUUUCUGAACUCACCACAGCUGCCCGCGUUCCACAACUUGGGCAGAAGUUUCCUCAUUGACAAUUUGCUUCGGGUGAAUGGCCCCCUGAGUCGCCCGCUUGCACCGACCCCUGCAAGCCCUGUUCCAGUGAAAAUACCCCAAACUGCGGAACAAAUCAGCCCCUCGGGAGGUCCCCAUCCAACAAGACCCUGCUUUCAGCAGCUCGUUAACCCCUCGCCUGCGCCAGCCACCUUCAGCGCUCAAACUGCCUCCUACCCUGAAAUAGCUUUACCCAAAUGUUUCCUGCCGACUUUCCCCCAGGUCUUUCUGGCUUGCUGCGGUGGGUCCUGUCAACAGCCGAUCUCCCCCACUGCUUUUCCGAUUAGCAGUUCUUUCAGGAGCUGUGAAUUCCCACUUUGGCCCCAAGUCAGUCACAGCAAAGUGCGAAGAGGAAUCCUACGGAGAGUGGUCUUUUCUGAGGAACAAAGGAAAGCAUUGGAGAAAACCUUUCAGAAACAGAAGUACAUCAGUAAAACAGACAGGAAGAAACUGGCCACCCACCUUGGCCUUAAAGAUUCACAGGUAAAAAUAUGGUUCCAGAACCGCAGAAUGAAAUGGAGAAAUACUAAGGAGAGAGAACUGCUUACACAGGGAUGUUUGUUUGAACAAACAUUACAAGCGAAACCAGUUUCGGCUUCUGACCUGAACGACACUAAUCCAAACAUCCCUGACAGAAAAGCAGCACACAUGGGACAAGCGUCUAUGUACAAAUAUGUCGCAGUUACAUCAACUUCUCAACAUGGCCAGACUACUGAGAACAGACUGCCGAGUGUGAAGAAAGAGUUGUCAGAGACAGCACUGCAUUCUGAUUCUGUACAGCACAAGAAAGACACCUGAACCCAUUUCCCAAAGGUUCCCUAAUAAUAAGCAUUCUCAAUGUUAAUAACCUACUUCAUGUGGUUUGUGUCUCUGGCUUUGCCCAGUGCUUAUGAGGACUUGCACUUGUUUGGAGACAUUUUCUGGCUGUUACAACAUCGCUAUAUGAAAUAUAACAAUUCAAUAAUA